Molecule: messenger RNA, 2109 nt
Organism: Equus quagga
Lineage: Eukaryota; Metazoa; Chordata; Mammalia; Perissodactyla; Equidae
Gene: ATP6AP1
Product: ATPase H+ transporting accessory protein 1
Exons: 10
Coding region: 43-1443 (466 amino acids)
Cellular component (GO): proton-transporting V-type ATPase complex
Source: RefSeq, a predicted model, not a curated record
GCGGCGGCAGCGGUGGCCGAGGCAGUGGAGGCCGAGGCUGUGAUGGCGGCGACAGCGGCGGCUCGGGUGCGGGCGGGGACGCGGCGGGCUCCUGAGCUCUGGCAGAUGCGGUGGCUGCUGCUGUUUCUGGUGGCGGAGGCGGCGGCGGCGACGGAGCAGCAGGUGCCGCUGGUGCUGUGGUCGAGUGACCGAGGCUUGUGGGCUCCUGCGGCCGACACCCACGAGGGCCACAUCACCAGCGACAUGCAGCUGUCUACCUACUUAGACCCCGCCCUGGAGCUGGGCCCCCGAAAUGUGCUGCUCUUCCUGCAGGACAAGCUGAGCGUUGAGGACUUCACGGCGCACGGUGGUGUGUUUGGGAAUAAGCAGGACAGUGCCUUUGCUAACCUGGAGAAUGCCCUGGACCUGGCCCCCUCUUCUCUGGUGCUUCCCGCUGUUGACUGGUAUGCGGUCAGUACUCUGACCACUUACCUGCAGGAGAAGCUUGGGGCCAGCCCCCUGCACGUGGACUUGGCCACCCUGCGGGAGCUGAAGCUCAAUGCCAGCCUCCCAGCCUUGUUGCUCAUCCGCCUGCCCUACACAGCCAGCUCGGGUCUGAUGGCGCCGAGGGAAGUCCUCACAGGCAAUGAUGAGGUCAUCGGGCAGGUGCUGAACAUGCUCAAGUCUGAAGACGUCCCGUACACAGCAGCCCUCACUGCGGUCCGCCCUUCCAGGGUGGCCCGUGAUAUAGCCAUGGUGGCUGGGGGCCUAGGUCGCCAACUGCUGCAAAAACAGCCAGCAUCAUCUGUGAUCCAUCCCCCUGUGAGUUACAAUGACACUGCCCCUCGGAUCCUGUUCUGGGCCCAAAACUUCUCGGUGGCAUACAGGGGCCAGUGGGAGGACCUGACUUCCCUCACAUUUGGGGUCCAGGAGCUCAAUCUGACCGGCUCCUUCUGGAAUGAUUCCCUUGCCAGGCUGUCGCUGACCUAUGAACACCUGUUUGGUACCACGGUGACAUUCAAGUUUAUUCUGGCUAACCGCUUCUACCCCGUGUCUGCCCGGCACUGGUUUACCAUGGAGCGCCUUGAGAUCCACAGCAACGGCUCUGUUGUCUCCUUCAACGCCUCCCGGGUCACAGGGCCCAGCAUCUACUCAUUCCACUGCGAGUACGUCAGCAGUAUGAACAAGAACGGCAAUCUCCUUGUGCCCCGCACACAGCCCUCUCUCUGGCAGAUGACACUUCAGGACUUCCAGAUCCAGGCCUUCAACGUGACAGGUGAGCAGUUCUCCUACGCCAGUGACUGUGCCGGCUUCUUCUCCCCUGGCAUCUGGAUGGGGCUGCUCACCUCCCUGUUCAUGCUCUUCAUCUUCACCUAUGGCCUGCACAUGAUCCUCAGCCUCAAGACCAUGGACCGCUUUGAUGACCACAAGGGCCCCACCAUCUCUUUGACCCAGAUUGUGUGACCCUGUGCCCACGAGGGGUUGGGGGCAUGAUGGUGUCCAGGUUGUUGUUUUCCCACUCCAAGGGACGCUGGACCAAAGGGCUUCCCCUCUUCCUACCAUAGCAUGAACCCGCAGCUCCCCUCAGUCUGUCUUGCUCCCUGUUCAACUGAGGGGCUUUCCUGGGGCUGCCCAUCCUCCAUCUCUACCAACAAGCUAUAUAUAUUCUGCAUUGAUAGUAGACAAAUCUCCCAGGCUUGGUCGUUGUGAGGGGAGGGGACAUGAGUUCUAGGGCCCUUCCCCCUUCCCCUUUUUCCUUAUUUAUUCUCAUCUCUCCACCUUCACCCCUUGCUGUUUAUAGUGCUUUUGUGUAGCCAGUGCUCCCUCCCCAGGCUUUAUGGAGCUCCCUGCAGCAGCCAGGAGCUGGAGGUUCCCUAAGUUUGGUGGGUGCGGAAGUACUGUUUAACUGUCUGUCCCACUUGGCUGGCGUUAUUGCUUUUUGAUGAUGUUAUGCUAACAAUAAGCAGUACACUGGGGUUUAUUUCUAUGGCCUGACAAGGAAGGGACCUUCACGGCGGGUGGGCUGGGUGUGAACACUGAGUUUCUGGCAUGUCCCUGCCAGGAGUACCUGGCAGGACCUUGGGGUACUCAGUGGUUUCCUUCCUAAUAAAAUAAAGACGGGUUGCCAUG